AUGGCCUCCAUUUUCACCUGCAAUAUUCAAGCAGAAGGAGUUAGGAGUCUUAUUUUGGUAAUACCUUUAUCAUUGUAUUUUAUUUCAUGCAACAUCACUGUGGUUUCCCCCCACCCACCCAUUUUCUUUACACAGAGACACAAACUGACACCCUGCCAAAAAGAAAUGGAAAACCUGUCCACUCUGACAGAAUCUACCACGACAGAAUUCACUCUGCUGGGAUUUUCUGACAUCCGAGAGCUUCAGAUUUUACAUUUUGUGGCGUUCCUUUCCAUUUACUUGGUAGCUCUGAUGGGAAAUUUACUCAUUAUCCUAAUUGUAGCCUAUGAUCACCAGCUUCAUGGUCCCAUGUAUUUCUUUCUUGUGAAUUUAGCGGUUUCAGAUGUUUGCUAUAUCUCAAUCACUAUUCCAAAGUCCAUGACUGCUUCACUGACAAAUAUCAGACUGAUUUCCUUCUAUGAAUGUGUUUUUCAAGUUUUCUUGGUUAUCACCUUUGCGGGGGUUGAGCUGUCUUUUCUCACUGUCAUGGCAUAUGACCGCUACGUGGCCAUCUGCCAUCCUUUACAAUAUAGCAUGAUCAUGAACUGGAAGGCCUGCUUCCAAAUGGCAGCUGCUUCUUUGAUCAGUAGUGCAAUCAAUGCAACAAUUCACACUGUAAGCACAUUCAGGUUACAGUUUUGCAAGUUUAAUAUACAACAGUUCUUUUGCAACGUCCCUCAAUUAUGGAUGCUUUCUUGCACAGAUCCAGUGGUCAGUCAGUCGCUUGUUAUCGCUAGCGCAUUUACAGUGGCCUUGUUUUGCCUUCUCUUUAUAUUGGUUUCUUAUGGGUUCAUUUUCUCAACUGUACUCAAGAUUCAGUCAGCUCAAGGGAGGCAUAAAGUCUUCUCCACCUGCACCCCGCACUUGAUUGUUUUGUCUUUGUUUUUUACAACUGCUGCAUUUUCUUACUUGAGACCAAAAGCCUUGUCCUCUCCCCCUGCAGAUCUGAUGGCUGCCGUCUUGUACACAGUUUUGCCACCGCUAGUGAAUCCCAUCGUUUAUAGCCUGAGAAACAAAGAAAUCUAUGGGGCUAUGUCAAAAAUGUCAAAGAAGUAUACAUUUCACCGUGUGAUUUCAUGCACCUUUCCCAAGAAAUUUAAGUUUUCAGGAAGAGAAACCAAUUGA
Messenger RNA from Elgaria multicarinata webbii, 1164 nucleotides. RefSeq names its product olfactory receptor 14C36-like. Gene Ontology annotation, biological process: G protein-coupled receptor signaling pathway. Gene Ontology annotation, cellular component: membrane. The transcript has a single exon. Gene Ontology annotation, molecular function: olfactory receptor activity; G protein-coupled receptor activity; odorant binding. The record is from RefSeq and is a predicted model, not a curated record. NCBI's taxonomy places the organism in Eukaryota, Metazoa, Chordata, Lepidosauria, Squamata, Anguidae. Bases 1 to 1164 code for a protein of 387 amino acids.